Molecule: messenger RNA, 1886 nt
Organism: Rubroshorea leprosula
Lineage: Eukaryota; Viridiplantae; Streptophyta; Magnoliopsida; Malvales; Dipterocarpaceae
Source: the annotation of a GenBank genome assembly
GGGGAAGCAUAGGAGGAAAAAACAGAGCUUGAACAGAGGAAGAACAAAAUGGGUGAAGUUAUUGAAAUAGGUUCCACUCCGAUAACGUCGAGGGGAGCCUCCGUGGCGCCGACGCCGCCCAUUUCAACUCCUCCGUCACAGUACCAUUCCCCUUCUCUUUCUCGGUCACCACUGCUCUCCUCCAUCGAUCAUAUCCAACCUGCAAAUGCGAGCAAAACCCCUUUAAGCUCCACCCUCAAAACCUUAACUCCGAAUAUCAGAACACCAAGGUUUCUUACUCCCCUGGGAAGCCCCCUCAUAAGGGCUCUUCAUCUCACUAAGCUUGAUCCUCAGGAUGCUUGGCUUCCGAUCACCGAGUCCCGGAACGGAAACGCCUACUAUGCAGCGUUUCAUACACUCUGUUCUGGAAUUGGUAUCCAAGCCCUGAUUCUCCCUGUUGCCUUCACCAUUCUUGGCUGGACUUGGGGAAUCAUAAAUUUGACAGUAGCUUUCAUCUGGCAACUUUACACCCUCUACAUCUUGGUGCAACUCCAUGAAUCUACGGAAACCGGCAUGCGUUACAGCAGAUACCUUCAGCUUUGCACUGCAACUUUUGGGGAGAAGUUAGCAAAAUGGCUAGCCCUCUUUCCUAUCAUGUACCUAUCAGGGGGCACAUGCGUGGCUCUCAUCAUCAUCGGAGGCUCCACUUCAAAGAUGUUCUUCAACAUUGUAUGCGGCGGCACGUGCUCCGCUCAGCCACCAACCACCGUGGAAUGGUACUUGAUAUUUACUUCUGCGGCGGUUCUGCUUUCUCAACUGCCCAACUUGAACUCCAUUGCUGGUGUGUCACUAAUCGGUGCCAUCACGGCUCUGGCGUAUUGUACCCUUAUUUGGGUUAUUUCGGUCGCCAAGGGAACACUCCCCGGAAUAUCAUACAAUCCAGUGAAAGGGAAUACAGAGAUCAUCAGGAUUUUUGAUGUUCUUAACGCACUUGGGAUCAUUGCCUUUGCUUUUAGAGGCCACAAUCUCAUUCUUGAGAUACAGGCUACAAUGCCCUCAGACGAGAAGCAUCCUUCUCGUGUGCCAAUGUGGAAGGGUGUGAAAGUCGCCUAUGCAUUUGUUGCUGCCUCCUUAUUCCCUCUUGCAAUAGGAGGCUAUUGGGCAUAUGGUCAGAAGAUCCCAAAGGAAGGGGGCAUGCUAACCGCCUUGUACGCCUACCAUGGUAGAGACACAUCACAAUUUCUCCUAGGAUUAACCAGCUUAUUCGUCAUAAUCAACGCAGUAAGCUCAUUCCAAAUCUAUGGCAUGCCCAUGUUCGAUGACAUGGAGUCCAAAGUCAUCCAGAGGACCAAGAAGCCGUGCCCGUGGUGGCUACGAGCAAUUUUCCGUGCCAUGUUUGGGUACGGAUGCUUCUUUGUGGCAGUGGCCAUCCCAUUUUUGGGAAGCUUGGCUGGUCUGAUCGGUGGGAUAGCAUUGCCGGUGACAUUGGCUUAUCCAUGCUUCAUGUGGCUUAAGGUUAAGAAACCUAAGAUGUAUAGUCCAAUGUGGUGGCUGAAUUGGGUAUUGGGAGUCUCAGGAAUGGCCCUAAGUGGGGUAUUGAUUGCAGCUGGGAUUUAUGUUAUCAUUGAUACAGGAAUUGAGGUCAGCUUCUUCAAACCACAUUAAUUCAAUUGAUGUGUGAGAAAGGUGUGAUCAAUCGGUAAUUACUAUAUUCAUUAUAUGUAAUUUUCAUGUUUCUUUUUCUCAAGAAAAAGUGAAGAAACGCACCUGGUUGUAUUAGAAGGAUACACCUUAACCAUAGACACUACCACAGUUCAAUUUCUUGUAAUGUUAUCCCCCUUGCUCCCAAUUUCCCAAUGUUUAAAAAAAAGAAAAAGUGAAGGAAUGAAGAAAGUGCAAUAUUGAUU